AUGGAUUCUACAGGUAAUUUAUCAUUGUGGGUGGGCAAACGUCAGGCAAGUAUCGACAUUUACACUGAUUGGUGUGAUAAUUCAUUGGAUUCAUUUUUUGAUCUUGAUAUGAAUAGUGUAUGGAAUCGUAGUAUGAUCCCAUUCAUAACAUGGGAAAUAACUCUUUGUAAUCAUACUAAUGAAGACGAUCCAGGAAUAACGAUAAGAAUUAAUAACAAUAGUUAUGAUCCAUACAUUAAUAAAUUUGGUGAUCGUAUGAAAAAUUGGUUGGCUGGCCCUGAUGGUAUUUAUGGAACUAACGAUGAUCGACGGGCAUUUGUACGACUAGGUCAUGAAAUGAAUGGAAAUUGGUAUUCGUGGUCAAAAGGUUCUAUUCCAAACAAUUUUGUUUUGGCAUGGCGUCAUACUUAUAAUAUAUUAUUAAAUAAAGGUAUAAAUGCAACAAGACUUCAAUGGGUUUGGAGUGUAGCGAGUAAAGACUAUGGUCAAUAUACUGCAGAAGAUUAUUGGGUUGGAGCAAAUUAUACAGAUUGGUUAGGAAUUAAUGUAUUUAAUGCAGGUUCAAGUGCUAAUGGGAGUAAAUGGGAAUGGCCAAAUGAAAUUCUUGAUAAUAUGAUGGGUCGAUUCAACAAGUUAUCAUCAACAAAACCGAUCUCUGUGAAUGCAUAUGCAACAGUUGGUGUACGAACAGGAAAUACUACAGAUGUGCAGUCAAAAAAUGAAUGGUUGCGUCAAAUGUGUGAUUAUAUAAAUAACAAUAAUAUUAAAAUGGCAUCUUAUUAUAAUGCUGAUCAACCCACUCAGGAUAAUAUGGUAUUUGGUGGUACACAUGGUGAUGUUAUUUGGAAUAAUUAUAAGGCAUAUUCAGCCUAUAGAAACUGUUUACAGACUAAUGAUUGGAUAGAACCAAAUAUGAAUAAUCCAAGACUAAUUACUGAUAAACAAUUUACGGGUAUAUUAUCAAGUUCAACUGGAAUAUAUAUUUUAAAAAAACAAGAUACUCUAAAAAUAUUCAUGAUUUUAUCAUUGUUUUUUUGUCUUUAUGAGAAUGUGAUUAUGUAA
This is a messenger RNA of Adineta steineri, 1062 nucleotides long. The record is from the annotation of a GenBank genome assembly. NCBI's taxonomy places the organism in Eukaryota, Metazoa, Rotifera, Eurotatoria, Adinetida, Adinetidae.